Molecule: messenger RNA, 2785 nt
Organism: Paramacrobiotus metropolitanus
Lineage: Eukaryota; Metazoa; Tardigrada; Eutardigrada; Parachela; Macrobiotidae
Product: phosphatidylinositol 4-phosphate 5-kinase type-1 alpha-like
Exons: 6
Coding region: 252-2462 (736 amino acids)
Biological process (GO): phosphatidylinositol metabolic process
Molecular function (GO): phosphatidylinositol kinase activity
Source: RefSeq, a predicted model, not a curated record
CAAGUUACUCUAGCAAGUGCAUUCUGCGGUUCAUUCGCUGCAAGUUUGAAAAAGUUGCUACUGCAUUGCUGCAGUCUCCCUGCACAUACGACUUACCGUCACUUACGAAAUAACUUAUCGAUGCUCGUUUGCUACCCACAAAAAUUACGGCGUCUACGGCAGUGAUAAUCAUGCGCAAGAAGAACUGACGAAAUAUACUAAUAGAAACACUUCGUUUUUACGAAGAUUAUGCUUGCGGCAACAUUCUACUAAUGGAUAAACAGAGUCGCGCCUACCGUGAAUCGAUGUUGCUGUCGAUGUCUGGUCCGCUGUCAAUGUCAGAGCCUCAGCUGCUCAAUGCGAAAAGCUCCGAUCUUUCCCACGCUGAUCAUCCCUUGAACGGACAUACAUUGAUGGAUGUACCAAAAAUGGACGAACGAAGGAAUUCAGAUGGAGAUCUGCCUAGUUAUCCUCGUUUAAGUAUUCAAGAUAAAAAGAAAAUUGGACACAGGAGAGUAGAUGAAGCCGGAAACAUCACGUACAAAAAGGUCCCGGCGAAUGAGUUGAUGCAAAGUAUCCAAGAAGGCAUCAGGCAUUCCGUCAGCAAAUUGGCCAGCGAACCCGAGCGAGAUGUAUUGUUUACGGAUUUUGAAAAUACUGAGAUUGUCUUUCAUCCCCGUGAGGGAACCAAAUUUACUCCUGCACAUAAUCUGUCGGAUUUCCACUUCAAAACCUACGCUCCUAUUGCCUUUCGGCAUUUUCGCGAGACAUUCGAAAUCACGCCGGAAGAUUACAUGAUGUCGUUGUGUACAGAACCUUUGAUUGAAAUUUCCAACCCCGGCGCAAGCGGAUCUCUGUUUUACUUGUCAGAAGACGAAAUGUUUAUUCUCAAGACGGUUGAGCAUAGCGAAGCGGAAUUUUUGCUCAAAUUGCUACCGCAGUAUUAUAUGAACAUUGUUCAAAAUCCCCGUACAUUAUUACCAAAAUUUUUUGGACUCUACUGCUACAAAGCACUGGGCAAGAAUGUACGAAUGCUCGUCAUGGACAACAUCCUUCCGCGAAGGAUUAAGUACCAUCAUAAAUUCGAUCUCAAGGGCUCAUCGUAUAAGCGUUUUGCCUCCGACAAGGAGAAAACCAAGACCGUCCCAACGCUGAAAGACCUGGAUUUCGCUGAAUUAUACCCGGAAGGAAUUUUCCUGGGCAAUGAGACGUAUUUGCAAUUGAUGAGUUUGUUCAAGCGUGAUACACUGGUGCUGCAGAGCUUUAAGAUUAUGGACUACUCUUUGCUGCUUGGAAUUCACAAUCUCGAUAAGGAUAUCCAGGAGGCACAGAAGCUCAACGAGAAUUUACAGUCGGCAGCUGGAGAUGGCUCACCGCCUGUACAAGAUGACCAGAUAUUGGAUAAGAGAUUAGGAAGGACGCGGUCUAUUAAUCGGGCCCGAUUGGCCGCCUUUCAGCGUGCCAAUAUUAAUGAUCAGAGUCCCGAUGAGGGUCUUUUGAAGGCCACAGUUACCCGGCAGCCGUCGACGAUUAGUGAUGGGACCGGUGUAGAAGAUGAAUGGACGAAAGCGUUGAUGCAGGCUAAUAUUGAUCCAGACCUUGUAGGCGGAAGUAUAUUAGGAAAAACACCAAAAGGCGAACGGCUUUUGAUAUUCAUGGGUAUCAUUGAUAUUCUCCAGUACUGGAAGUUACGCAAGAAGCUUGAACAUGCUUUUAAGUCGAUCUUUCACGAUGGAAAUACCAUUUCCGUUUGCCAUCCGACGUUUUACGCCAAGCGCUUUCAAGAAUUUAUGGCCGAAAAGGUGUUCCGCCCGCAGAUUGACUCCCUGAAAUUUAAACUUGCGGACAUCCCAAUGCGACUAUCAUCACGCUUGCAUCCACCAUUACUCCACAUGCCGAAUCAACCUAUUGCCAAAAGAAACAGCUUGAGCCGCUCUACAUUGCCCAAUACAGUCCCGGUGAAGACUUUCGUUAAAACUGGCAGUCUAACAAGACAUCCCAAUGCUCUCCAGCCGGAUAUUGUGGCCAGUGCUACCGGUGGAACGGAUACGUCGUCGUCGAUCGGUAUUUCCUCGCACCCCACCUCCGAGAGCGCGUCACCUCUCGGUCAUACGAAACUACGCAUUCGGAACUCAUUCAAUAAGCCGAUAGUAAUUCGUGAUGCCGGCUCGGCGGGAGAUAUCGCGCUGGACACGAUAGCGAUUGAGGGGGUUAUGAUUAGGAUGGAUGGCGAUGAAGAUGAUGUACGGAUACGGAGCGGGUCGGCGUUAAGUUCCGGGACGUCGGUCAGUGCGACCAGAGUGAAACUGGUAGAAUUGGUGGAAAUGUCCACGGUGCCGGAGCAUUUCUUCACGGAUAGGCCAAAGAGUCCGAGGGAUGCAUUACAAGAUGGAACGAGUUUUGCCAUAACGCAGGUGUCAGAAGGAACUCAGACGGCCGGUGCAGUGAUUGCUGAACCUGACUAUGAAGAGACGGAUCUUUAGAACCUUGAAGUGAUUACCUUUUCAUGAUGAUUCCUGAACUCGAUUGACGGACGCUAUGAAAUUCCUUUAUUACUGCUUUCAUGUUUUGUGACUGCUCUUCGGGGUAUGAUAUGUAAGUUAUUUCAGUUUGUUAGUUUUAUUCAUUUUAUUGAGUGUAAUGGAUGCGAUUUUUGCCAAACUUAAUGAUCCUGCCAAGAUUACUGUAUCCAAUUGAGCACAUUGCUUGAGACUUUUGUCUUUAUGAAAGAAGAACGCAGCAAAUCUGUUGGUGAUUACGAAAAAUAAAGGUGAAAACAUACCACGCAAAACAUGGUAUGAAUAUG